This is a messenger RNA of Vitis vinifera (wine grape), 4179 nucleotides long. RefSeq names its product putative AC transposase. Gene Ontology annotation, molecular function: DNA binding; protein dimerization activity. Bases 199 to 2214 code for a protein of 671 amino acids. The record is from RefSeq and is a predicted model, not a curated record. Lineage: Eukaryota; Viridiplantae; Streptophyta; Magnoliopsida; Vitales; Vitaceae. The transcript is spliced from 6 exons.
GUUGCACUGCCCUCGAUGCUUUUCUAUUACAUUUAUUUUCCUAUUAAUGGAAACUAUGUUGACAUCUUGCAAUUCUUGGAGGUUAACCUAAAUACAAUCUUGCCUUUUAAACUCUUGCUUCAAGCCCUAUCCAAGCUUUAGGUUAUUAAUUUAGGUUUGAAUGUUUUACUUAUAGACUUUAUUUGUUCAUUAAGAAAAAUGACAUCAGAAGAAGGGGAAAACUUUUCCAUGCCAAGUGCGGGUUCAACUCCAAUUACAGGCAGUACUUCAACUACUGAUGGAACCUUGGUAUCUAAAAGAAGAAAGUUGACUUCGGUUGUUUGGAAUGAUUUUGAUAAAAUCAUAGAAGAUGGACAAGAUUAUGCUAUUUGUAAGCAUUGUAAGGGAAAGCUUAAGGUCAAUAGCAAGAAUGGGACAAAACACUUACAUGUACACAUAGAUAGGUGCAUGAAACGAAGAAAUGUUGAUAUUAGGCAACAAUUAUUGGCAGUAGAGAGAAAAGGUCAUGGAAAAGUUCAAAUUGGUGGUUUUACCUUUGAUCAAGAAAUGUCAAGAGAGAAGCUUGCACGUGCAAUUAUAUUGCAUGAGUACCCACUUUCAAUCGUUGACCAUGUGGGGUUUAAAGAUUUUGCUACUAGUCUCCAACCCUUGUUUAAGAUGGUUUCCCGCAAUACGAUUAAGGGUGAUAUAAUGAAGAUUUAUGAGGUUGAGAAAGAUAAGAUGAUUAGCUACUUAGAGAAACUUCAAAGUAGAGUUGCUAUCACAACUGAUAUGUGGACAUCAAAUCAAAAGAAAGGCUACAUGGCUAUCACUGUACAUUACAUUGAUGAGUCUUGGUUACUACACCAUCAUAUUGUAAGGUUUGUUUAUGUGCCUCCUCCACACACAAAAGAAGUUCUUUCAGAUGUAUUAAUGGAUUUCUUGUUGGAUUGGAAUAUGGAUAGAAAAGUUUCUGCAGUCACUGUUGAUAAUUGCUCAAGUAAUGACGGAAUGAUCAAUAUCUUGGUGGAGAAAUUAUGUUUGAGUGAUUCACUCUUAUUGAAUGGAAAAAUUUUCCACAUGCGAUGUGCGGCACAUGUGUUGAACUUAAUUGUUAAGGAAGGUUUGGAUGUCAUUGAAGUAGAAAUUGAAAAAAUUCGUGAGAGUGUUGCAUAUUGGUCAGCAACCCCAUCAAGAAUGGAAAAGUUUGAAGAUGUAGCUCGCCAAUUGCGUAUUCCAUGCAAUAAGAAGUUAAGUCUUGAUUGUAAGACACGAUGGAAUUCCACAUACUUGAUGUUAUCAAUUGCUAUAACAUAUAAAGAUGUGUUCCCACGUUUGAAGCAACGUGAAAAAUACUACAUGGUUGUGCCAACAGAGGAAGAAUGGAAUAUGGCAAAGGAAAUAUGUGGAAGAUUGAAAUUGUUUUACAACAUAACAGAGUUGUUCUCAGGACGAAAUUAUCCCACUGCAAAUACUUUCUUCAUCAAAGUGUGCGAAAUCAAAGAGGCAUUGUAUGAUUGGUUGAUAUGCUCAAAUGAUGUUGUGAAAACGAUGGCAUCAAGUAUGUUGCAAAAGUUUGACAAGUAUUGGAGUGGGUGUCAUAUUGUGAUGGCAAUAGCAGCUAUAUUUGACCCAAGAUACAAGAUAAAGAUUUUAGAGUUUUACUUUCCACUAAUGUAUGGGUCUGAAGCUUCAAAUGAGAUAGAAAAAAUCCGUGGAAUGUGUUAUGAGUUGCUUUCUGAGUAUCAAUCAAAAUCUAAUUUGGGGCAAAAAACUUCAUCCUAUGGUACUUCAUCAGGUUCAACUCUUUUGGAGUUAAACUAUAAUGAACAAGAUCCUCUUUCAAAGUUUGACUUAUUUGUUCAUAGUACCAUUGGAGAAAGUCAUACGAAGUCGGAGUUAGAUUAUUACUUAGAGGAGUCUAUUCUGCCAAGGAAUUCAAAUUUUGAUGUUUUAAGUUGGUGGAAGACAAAUGGUAUAAAGUAUCCGACUUUGCAGAUGAUUGUUCGUGAUAUCUAUGCUAUUCUGGUAUCUACAGUUGCAUCUGAGUCAGCCUUUAGCACGGGUGGUAGGGUGGUAUCAAAACAUCGCAGUAGGCUUCAUCCAGAUACUUUGGAGGCCUUAAUGUGUGCUCAAAGUUGGUUAUGGAAGGAAAAGGAAGGUGAUUCAUCAAUUCAUGACUCACAACCCCAACUCACAAUGAUGGAUGAAAAUGAUGAUUUACUUGUACUUUAGAUUUUUUACUUAAGAUGAUGUUAGAGACAUUUUUUCUUUCUUUUUUGCUAACAAUUUCUUUGUAAUGUCUUUUUUUUUUUAUUUUUUUUCAAUGUUGUUAAGCUUAUGGAUUUAUUUUAAUUUUGGAUAUUAUAUUUUGGCAUGUCUUCUAUGAUGUUAAUUACCAUGGUUGUAACUAAGAACCACAUUCUUUACAAUCAAGUUCAAGACUUGCAAGGUAGAGUCCUUGUAAGGAAAUGUUAUAGAUGAGACGCUAGGUUGCAGCCAGUCAGUUCCUUUGGAUGAUUGCAGCUCAACCCUGAUAAUCACCCAUCUUGGCUGGGGGUGCAGCUGAGCUAUGGUUGAUCUUUUGGGGCAUUUGGGUGGAGAUCUCUCUCUUUGUGGAUGGAUAUAUAGUAGGAUAGUCUCCUGUUUCAUGCUAAGUAAGCACCCUCUCCCUCUCACAAAGAUAUAUAGUAGGUUGUCAAACUGCCCAAGGUAAGCCUAUUUUCUUUCUUUCUCCUUUUAUUAUGGUGAAAUUCCUUCAUAUUCAGCAUGCUAGAAAAAGUUACAAAUCUUCUGUUUGUUAAAUAGAGAAACAAUUCUUCUUUCCUUAUAAAGGCUUGCAAUAUUUGGAAUGGUUGUGGUGUGUAUACAGGGGCUUGACACAAUGGUGGGUGAACAUGGAACUCAGCUAUCUGGGGGACAGAAGCAAAAAAUUGCAAUUGCAAGAGCCAUUUUGAAGAACUCACGAAUCCUUCUUCUUGAUGAAGCAACAAGUACACUGGAUGCUGAGUCUGAACGCAUCGUCCAAGAUGCACUAGUAAAUGUGAUGGUAAAUCGAACUACUGGUAAACAAAUAGCACGCGUACUUGGGAAGGCACCCACAAUUGCAGCAGCAGCUUAUUUGAGGAUGGCAGGAAGACCUCCAAUUCUCCCUUCCAGCAGUUUUUCUUACUCAGAGAACUUCUUAUAUAUCCUAGAUUCAUUGUAUGUUUUGUUUGAUAUCUUUGGUCCUCACUUAUUUAUAUACAGGUAGAAUUUGGGGAAUUCUCUUUGUCUCUAAUUUAGGAGGAUCCUAUUCCAGGCUGAAUAAACUAGAAUUGUUCCCUGGCUAUUAGUUUGUAGAACUUUGCUCGAUUUCAAAGUUGCAUGAGUACUCCGAAUUUUUGUCCCAAGAGAUACUGCAGAUUGUUCAAUUGUUUGUUAUUUCAAAAUUUCAUGCUGCAGAUUGUCCUAUUAUUUGUUAGGGAAUGGGAAUCAACCUAAACACUCAUAUGCAGUAUCUUUGUGGAAAAAGAAAAAAUCUGCAGUUAGUGACUUCUUACUAUAUAUGACCAUGUUUUCUUCUCUGUAUGAUGAACUCCUCCAAAGUGUCAUAUGUACUAAACUCUCAAUUCAAAACAGUGAAAUAGAAUCAAAUGUAUAACAUAAAUGCUUACAUACUACUUUUAUGGUAGUGCUACUUGUAAGAUGUGCAACAUAAAUACUUGAAUACUUAUGUUGUUGUGGAUUCACAUACUGGUUCUAAUUUGUGGCCUUUUGUAAAUAAAAAAAAUAAUUAUAGGCUUUGCUGAAAAUGGGUAUUCGUGGUGUUACUGUUUCUGAUGUCCGAGGCUUUGGUGCUCAAGGCGGUUCGCCUGAAAGACAGGCAGGCUCUGAAUUUUCUGAGGACAAAUUUGUUGCUAAAGUUAAAAUGGAGAUUGUGGUGAGCAAAGACCAGGUUGAAGCAGUAAUUGACAAGAUCAAUGAGGUGGCAAGGACUGGAGAGAUUGGUGAUGGCAAGAUCUUUUGUAAGAUUUCAGGCUUUCUUCUUUAGGUUUUAAAAAUGGUGGAAUCCUUUAAUUUUCUAGUUUUCUGAACUUCAGAGCUGUGCUCUGUGACUUCUGGGUGAAUAAGCCAAGGAAACUUAAUCUAACCUUGUCAUUUGCAGCUAUUAAGAAUCUUCGCAAUUUCAUUUAUACAUACCCAUAAAAUUAAAUUUCA